GUGGCUCACUGAAGGUUGGGGGUGAGGGUGUCCAGACCAAGGCCACUUGGGCAAACCCUGGGGGCGGCUCCCGCCGCACGCUCGGGUCAGCCUCCCCUUUAAAAAAACCCGCCCGCGGAGGAGGCGGAUGUAGGGGCGGCCCAUCCAAUGGCAGCUGCGCGCCUCAGGAGACUUGGAGACGUGAGCCAGAACGAGCGACAGAGCCGGUUCGCACCGACAGACCGACGGAGGGCCAGACAGCCGCAAGGCGAGCGGUGCCGCUCCGGGGGCCUGACCCACCCCCGUCCCCCGCACUCCAGCACCAGCGCCCGUCGCCGCCCCAGAUCCGGCGCGAUGCGCGGCCCUGGCGGCGGUGCAUGGGCUACCACUGCCCCUGGGCCCGCAAGCCCUGGCCCCUAGCGCCCAGCGCCGUCGCCCGGUAUCAGGGAGGGCCUCGGGGACCCCGGUCUUAGCUGGCGCAGGAGCCCUGCCGGUGGGGCCUGUUCAGCCCCGCCAGGCGCGCCGGCCCACCAUGCUCCUGCUGUCGCCGCGCAGCGCGCUCCUCUACGUCUAUUGCCCGCAGAUCUUUCUCCUCCUGUCCAGCGGCAGCUACCUAGCACUGUCGUCCGUCGUGGCCCUGGGAGCCAACAUCAUCUGCAACAAGAUUCCUGGCUUGGCCCCGCGGCAGCGCGCCAUCUGCCAGAGCCGGCCCGAUGCCAUCAUUGUGAUCGGGGAGGGGGCGCAGAUGGGCAUCAACGAGUGCCAGUACCAGUUCCGCUUUGGGCGCUGGAACUGCUCGGCCCUCGGUGAGAAGACCGUCUUUGGACAAGAGCUCCGAGUAGGGAGCCGCGAGGCCGCCUUCACCUACGCCAUCACGGCAGCUGGCGUGGCCCACGCGGUCACUGCCGCCUGCAGCCAGGGCAACCUGAGCAACUGUGGCUGCGACCGCGAGAAGCAGGGCUACUACAACCAGGCGGAGGGCUGGAAGUGGGGCGGCUGCUCCGCGGACGUGCGCUACGGCAUUGACUUCUCCCGGCGCUUCGUGGACGCCCGCGAGAUCAAGAAGAACGCGCGGCGCCUCAUGAACCUGCACAACAACGAAGCGGGCAGGAAGGUCCUGGAGGACCGCAUGAAGCUGGAGUGUAAGUGCCACGGGGUGUCGGGCUCGUGCACCACCAAGACCUGCUGGACCACGCUGCCCAAGUUCCGCGAGGUGGGGCACCUGCUCAAGGAGAAGUACAACGCGGCCGUGCAGGUGGAGGUGGUGCGGGCCAGCCGCCUGCGGCAGCCCACCUUCCUGCGCAUCAAACAGCUGCGGAGCUACCAGAAGCCCAUGGAGACAGACCUGGUGUACAUCGAGAAGUCGCCCAACUACUGCGAAGAGGACGCGGCCACGGGCAGCGUGGGCACGCAGGGCCGCCUGUGCAACCGCACCUCGCCGGGCGCCGACGGCUGCGACACCAUGUGCUGCGGGCGCGGCUACAACACGCACCAGUACACCAAGGUGUGGCAGUGCAACUGCAAGUUCCACUGGUGCUGCUUCGUCAAGUGCAGCACCUGCAGCGAGCGCAGCGAGGUCUUCACCUGCAAGUGAGGCCCCGCCCGCCCGCCCGCCGGGCAGCGCCCCCGGCUCCUGGGCCCCGGGAGCCAGCGAGGCCCUCUCUCUUCCUGGGGAAAGUGGACCUCGAGGACACGCGUGGAUCUCAGGACAGAGUGACAAUGAGACUCUGAGGUGGCCUGCCUGCCGGGUACCAAACACCGAGAGGCCACACUGGCCGGUGACGCUCGAAACGGUUCCCUGGCCAUGCCCCCAGGGCGGGCAGCGGGCACAGGCGUUGACGAGGUUAUUUAUGUUUUCCUGGCAACAUGAGAGGGUCUCGGCCCCAGCCAGCGGGAGCCGUCCUCACUCCACGCCACGCGGCCCCCAGUGCCCCUCUGCCCUCUUCCAGCCCCUGGCCAUCAGGCCUUCUGUCCCCACAGGUCACAGGUGCCAGCGGCUGGCAGGAGGCAUGUGGGUCCCAGGGUAGAGCUGGGCAGGGGCUCGGGGGGUCUAGAAGAGGGCCUCAGGAGCGCGUCCCUCCUGUCCUGGAAACCAUGUCCAGCAAAUCAAAAUGUCACCGCACUGGCCCCAGGAUUGCCACAGCCCCCCACACCCUCACCUGCCAGUCAGACACUAACCUGUCACCUCCCAUGCUCGGGGCCCUCCCACCUGAGCCACCGGACCCCCGAGUCAGCAGGGGCUGGUGGAAGAAGGGGGCAUGGCAGAUUCUGGCCAGGUGUUUGCCUACUUGACGGAUGGGGAUACUGAGGCCCAGAGUGGCCCAUGGACCGGCCACAUCCUCUGUACCUGCACUCUCCUGCCUAAGCUCCCACCAGCCUCCUCUGGCAAUAUACAGGGUGGUGUGAGGCAGCUGCCUGGAGAGACCUGGGUGUCCCCACACCCCCUCCUGGGGCCCUGGGGCUUCCCUGAGCCCCAGCCUCACCCUGGCUACACGCUGGCCUCCAGGGCCUGGGGCUGCCGGCCCCUGUGGCCGCUCUAGCCCUACCUGGCCCCGUUCCCUCAACCCCGGUCCCAGGACUUGGGCUGCCCUGCCUGCUGUCCGGGAGGACUCCUGCUCCCCGGCCCUCCCGCCGGCCCGCUCAGCUCCCUGAAACCUGCCCGAGGGUGGAGCUGCAGGCUCAGGGCUGGCGUGUCCUGUCUGGAGUCCCCCCACCCCCAUCCCCAUCCCCGAGUUAUCAGCGUAGGGAGAGGGACUGGCCAAGGUCAGAGAGACGGCUUGCCUGGCUCUGGUCACUGCCCAUUGUCUGCUGCCCAGUUGGGCUGUUCUCUUAGCAGAAGCCCUUGGAGACUUGUUCUUGGGCCACCAACAAGCCAAGUGGCCUGGACGUUGGCCUGGGGCUGGUGCCCUGGCUGGGCCGCGGCUCUGCGGGCAGCACGUUCGCCCCCAAACCCCAGGACGCUGUGAGCCUCUGGGCUGCUGGGAGCACCCUGCCCCGCGGCCUGCCCCUCGCCCCGAUCCUGGACACCACGUGUGCACGUCCUGCGUCCUCGGCCACCGGACCUGGUUAACUUAUAUUGUUAUAUAGCGUCCAAAUGUUUAUAGUGUCUUUUAAGUUAUUGUGACCUACACUGGGUACUGGAGGUGAGGGGGUGGCUGCGGCCACUGUCCCCUGAGCCAGGCUCCUCCUUCUGCUUGAAAUGGACCCUCGGGGCCUCUGAUGCCACUGAGGCACUGCACUGUCCCUGGGCCACCAGGCACCCCACUGAGCCCCACCCCCACAGUCUGUCUGCCACAGACCCUUCCCUGGGGGGAGGGAGGGGGCCCCUGUGGCCCAGGUGGGGACCCUGGUCACCCUCAUGCCAUGCGCAGGGGCAGUGGUGGCCAGGCAUGGCAUGUCCCCGAAGCACCCCACUCCUGGCGGGCUGCAUGGCUGGCCUCCCCCAAAGGGGGCCACUUGGCCUCAAUAAAAGCUGGAAUCAGAA
Molecule: messenger RNA, 3463 nt
Organism: Ictidomys tridecemlineatus (thirteen-lined ground squirrel)
Lineage: Eukaryota; Metazoa; Chordata; Mammalia; Rodentia; Sciuridae
Gene: Wnt7b
Product: Wnt family member 7B
Biological process (GO): canonical Wnt signaling pathway; neuron differentiation; positive regulation of JNK cascade
Cellular component (GO): extracellular region
Molecular function (GO): frizzled binding; cytokine activity
Source: RefSeq, a predicted model, not a curated record